This is a messenger RNA of Sphaeramia orbicularis (orbiculate cardinalfish), 1122 nucleotides long. Its product is annotated as zinc finger CCHC domain-containing protein 18-like. The record is from RefSeq and is a predicted model, not a curated record. Bases 1 to 1122 code for a protein of 373 amino acids. The transcript has a single exon. NCBI's taxonomy places the organism in Eukaryota, Metazoa, Chordata, Actinopteri, Kurtiformes, Apogonidae. Gene Ontology annotation, molecular function: zinc ion binding; nucleic acid binding.
AUGAUAGUGGAGCAUGUGGUGAGAAGUGAAUCACCAGUGUCAGUGAUGAAUGCAUCAUUUAGACUUAGACAGUUCUCUGGUAAAACUCUAUGUCCAAGUCAUGAAGUAGACUUUGACACAUGGCGAAAUAGUGUUGAACUCAUUCUCAAGGAUCCAGCUCUGUCUGAUUUACAGCACUCAAGGAGGAUUUUAGACAGUUUAGUGCCACCAGCGGCUAAUGUUGUGAAACCUUUAGGCCCAAAUGCUUUACUAGCUGCUUAUCUCAAACUCCUAGAUUCAGCAUUUGGAAUUGUGGAAGAUGGUGAUGAGCUUUUUGCUGUGUUCCUCAGCACGCUGCAAGAUUCUGGAGAGAAGCCCUCCCAGUAUCUGCACAGACUUCAAACAGUUCUCACCCAAGCACUUAAGAGAGGUGGUGUAUCAGCUAAUGAAGUUGACCGGCAUCUACUGCGUCAGUUCUGUCGUGGGUGCUGGGAUAAUGUGUUAAUAGCUGAUCUCCAGCUUGAGCGUAAGAAAGACAAACCCCCUCCAUUCUCUGAGUUACUGUUGCAACUUCGCGUAGAAGAUAAGCAAAGUACAAAAGAAACCUGCAAGAAGAAGCACCUUGGUGCAGCAAAGCAGAAAGCCAGUGCACAUCUGCUAGCUGCAAGCUCUCUUGAAAAUGACACAUCAAUAGAGAAUGACAUCACUGAAAUGAAAAAGCAAGUCACUGAGCUACAGAGUCAACUCGCUCAACUAAAAACACUAAAAGCUGAGUCAAAUGAAUCUUCACCAAAGACUGUUGUUACUGAGUUAAAGAAGAAAGUCACUGAGCUUCAGAGCCAGCUCACAAGCAGAAAAAUCCAGAAAAACACACCAAAGAAAAAGACCAAUGCAUCAAAGCCUGGUGCAAAGCAUCAACCAAUGAGCAAAGAGCCUGGAAGUUCCCCAGCUGUGGACAAAAGGCCUAGUAACAGACCAAGGCCCUGGCACUGUUUUCAGUGUGGUGAGGAUGGCCAUAUUGUCUCUGUCUGUCCUAAUGAGUCAAAUCCGUCAUUAGUAGCUGCUAAGAAGGCACAGCUGAAAGAAAAGCAAUCUCUUUGGGACAGUCAGAAUGGCUCAACCUCUUCUCAGCAUUUAAACUGA